Molecule: messenger RNA, 1240 nt
Organism: Eurytemora carolleeae
Lineage: Eukaryota; Metazoa; Arthropoda; Copepoda; Calanoida; Temoridae
Gene: Pgk
Product: phosphoglycerate kinase
Exons: 9
Coding region: 16-1068 (350 amino acids)
Biological process (GO): glycolytic process; gluconeogenesis
Cellular component (GO): cytosol
Molecular function (GO): phosphoglycerate kinase activity; ADP binding; ATP binding
Source: RefSeq, a predicted model, not a curated record
UUUUUGAUCUGAAGUAUGUUUCUAAAUUCAUUUCGCUUUGCUUUAAGGGAUACAAAAUUUAAAUAUUUUUACUGUUUUGUUUUAAGGGAUGUCAAAUUUCUUCCUGAUUGCGUUGGAGCCGAAGUAGAAGCUGAAUGCGCUGAUCCUGCGGUAGGAUCAGUAAUCCUUCUAGAGAACCUCAGGUUCCACGUUGAGGAGGAGGGAAAGGGAGUUGACGCUGAUGGAAAUAAAGUUAAAGCUGACAAAGAAGCUGUUAAAGUCUUCAGAGCCUCGCUCAGAAAGUUGGCUGAUGUUUACGUCAACGAUGCUUUUGGAACCGCCCACCGAGCCCACUCUAGUAUGAUGGGAGAUGGAUUUGAGAAGCGUGCAGCCGGCUUCCUUCUCAAGAAGGAACUCGAGUACUUCGCCAAGGCUCUCUGCAAUCCUCAGCGCCCGUUCUUGGCUAUCCUGGGAGGUGCCAAGGUGCAGGAUAAGAUCCAGUUGAUUGAGAACAUGCUCGACAAAGUUGACGAGAUGAUCAUCGGCGGAGGAAUGGCCUUCACUUUCAGGAAAGUCAUCGACAAUAUGCCUAUUGGAACAUCCCUGUAUGAUGAGGAAGGAGCAAAGAUCGUCAAUAAACUGGUGGAGAAAGCUAAAGCCAACAAUGUCAAGCUUCACUUCCCCGUCGACUUUGUGACCGCAAACAAGUUUGGCGAGGAUGCUGAGACUGGAGAAGCAACUGUGGAAUCUGGAAUUCCGGAUGGAUGGAUGGGUCUUGACUGUGGCCCAAAAUCUCGAGCUCUGUUUUCUGAAGUUGUUUCUAGAGCCAAGGUUGUAGUUUGGAACGGUCCUGCUGGCGUAUUUGAGUUUGAGAAGUUUGCGAAUGGAACUAAGGCUCUGAUGGAUGCUGUAGUGGCCUGCACAGAGAACGGGGGAUGUACAAUUAUUGGUGGAGGAGAUACUGCCACCUGUGCUGCCAAGUAUAAUACUGAGGAUAAAGUUAGCCAUGUAUCUACUGGAGGUGGAGCUAGCCUCGAGCUACUGGAAGGUAAAGUCCUGCCAGGGGUUGCCGCGCUGACCGAUGCUUAAAGAUCUGAACCUAGUAGUAGUGUAGUGAUGUACACAUGUUAGUGCUGUACAUAGCACACCUUAUGUUCAACUGAAAAUACGGCUUUUUAAAACGGACAUUAUUGUACCCAUGCCAAAUGUAUUUCCAAACCUGGUGUAAAUUUUAUGUUAAAUAAAAUUUUAUUUAAAAUAA